This is a messenger RNA of Cornus florida, 993 nucleotides long. RefSeq names its product ethylene-responsive transcription factor 2-like. The coding region runs from base 110 to 853 and encodes 247 amino acids. Gene Ontology annotation, biological process: ethylene-activated signaling pathway; regulation of DNA-templated transcription. Gene Ontology annotation, molecular function: DNA-binding transcription factor activity; DNA binding. The record is from RefSeq and is a predicted model, not a curated record. NCBI's taxonomy places the organism in Eukaryota, Viridiplantae, Streptophyta, Magnoliopsida, Cornales, Cornaceae. The transcript has a single exon.
UUCUUUCCCAAAUUCGACUCUAUCCUCUACACACCUUCUCUCUCAUCUCACCUCUCUCUCUCAACAAAAAAAAAUCUCAAGCUCAAAAAAAAUCCAAUUUUGUACUAACAUGUAUGCACAUGACUCUAGGCCGGCGAGUUUUCCGGCGACCCAUUCCGGCGAAUUCCCCAUAUAUUACCGGAGCUCAAGCUUCAGUAGUCUUAUGCCAUGCUUGACGGAGACCUGGGGUGACUUACCGUUGAAAGAAGAUGACUCGGAAGAUAUGGUUAUAUACGGUUUGUUACACGACGCCGUUAGUGCUGGGUGGACGCCGUUUAAUUUAACGGCGGCUGACGUUAAGACCGAGCCGAGAGAUGAGCCCGAGCCUGAGCCGGCUACGGUUUCUAGUCCGGCUACGCCUGAGCUGGUGGCGCCGCCUGCGGUGGUGCCCCUGAAGGGGAGGCAUUACCGGGGUGUUAGGCGGCGUCCGUGGGGGAAGUUUGCGGCGGAGAUAAGAGAUCCGGCGAAGAACGGGGCGAGGGUUUGGCUAGGAACGUACGAGACGGCGGAGGAGGCCGCCAUGGCUUAUGACAAAGCGGCUUAUAGGAUGCGUGGUUCGAGGGCUUUGCUGAAUUUCCCGCACCGGGUCGGGUCGAAUGAGCCCGAGCCGGUUAGGGUGACGGCUAAACGGAGGUCACCGGAGCCGAGUGUGUCGCCAUCGUCUUCAGCUUCGGAGAGUGGGUCGCCCAAGCGGAGGAAGAAUGGGCAAGCGGCUGAGCGAGCCGGGUUGGAAAUGGAGGCCCGAUCAAAUGGGUGUCAAGUUGGGUAUGAAAUAAGACAAUUACCAGUUGGAGAGCAAUUAUUGGUUGGUUAAUUUUCAGCUGGAAAUAAGCUGUGUAUUAGGAGGAAAAUAGGGUUUGUUUGGUUGUGUGGAUAAAAAAAUGCUGUUUGUUUGUUACUAGAGGUGGCUUUUCUCAUCCAUGACAAUUUUGAAAUUAUCGUUUGAAAUGGUUA